This is a messenger RNA of Hylaeus volcanicus, 16162 nucleotides long. RefSeq names its product dual specificity tyrosine-phosphorylation-regulated kinase 2-like. The record is from RefSeq and is a predicted model, not a curated record. Bases 3114 to 5219 code for a protein of 701 amino acids. The transcript has 3 exons. Gene Ontology annotation, molecular function: protein serine/threonine kinase activity; protein serine/threonine/tyrosine kinase activity; ATP binding. NCBI's taxonomy places the organism in Eukaryota, Metazoa, Arthropoda, Insecta, Hymenoptera, Colletidae. Gene Ontology annotation, biological process: peptidyl-serine phosphorylation; peptidyl-threonine phosphorylation. Gene Ontology annotation, cellular component: nucleus.
CUUCAAACGCGAGUCUGUCACGAGCUACGUAGUAAACAAAGAAGGGUCAAGGGAGUCAUAAAAGUACGAAUUAUUAUUAUUACGCGAUAUACACACUCCUCGCAUUAGAACGAACUGUAUUAAGACAAGAUGUCGAGUGAUAUAAAUAGUUUUCCAACGAACUAACCCAAAAUAAUUUUACCGGUAUCGUUCAAUAAGAAACACCGCGACUAACCUAUCGCGGUCGAUAACCAUCUAGGUAAAGUUUCAGUUUAUGGCCUCCCUUUGGCUUCGAAACAGGAAUACGUGUGGACAUCUGUGCGUGCGGCUAGCACAACUGUCGUGUACGUGAGAGUGCAUGCGUGGGUGUCGCAGCAGGCGUUUCUUUAUGAAUAGAGAAAUAGUCCUCGCGACUUGAGUGCCUUGUGAGUCGGUAGUGUUAAUUUCUCAGUGAAAACUUGUGCCGGAAUUGAGUAAAAAGAAAAUUGGAGUCGUACGCGACAAAAGAAGCGUUACCGACCGCUCAUCGGAAUUGAACGAGCAACAUCAUUAAUGCACGCGUGCUAGACACCGAGGAACGGGGAAGGGGCAACAAAAACACCUGUAUAUCGAAUAUACAGGUACACAGGAGACAUCGCGGGAAUGAAAGCAGUCUCGUCUCGAUAAUCGCGAAAAUCACGAUGGAGGGGUCUUUACCACCGGAAGCGUCGUGCAACAUCGCCUAACCGUGAAGAUUUCUUACGUCGCGUCGCUUUUGUUCGAUACCUAAGGGCUUCGAAAGGCAAAUAGAACGCGAGAUCGUGCAUCGGCGAUUUAGUCUGGCCGGUUCAUCCGUUUGGCUGGUCGUCUACCCCUUCUAAACCGUCCUGACACAACGUUUAACGGGGGUACAAAAAGAAUAAACAUGGUGGCGGCGCGAGAGAGAUAGAAGACGCGGCGUGGCGAGAGGAGGGAGAAAGAGAGUCAGCCAGCCAGCUAGCCAGCCAGCCAGUCAGUGUGCCAGAAGCGACGAACUCCGCUUCGUGUCGUCUUUGUUUCUAUGAAAAAAAUUCGUCGUUCCUGUACACAUCCACCCAUUUCUCCGAUUCGUCUGGUUCUCAGUGAACAAGCACCCGGAUACAGGAGUCGGAACGAUUAAUGCCGAGAGAACUGAGUUUCACUUGUAAACAGUUAUCAAGGUGCGGCCACGUUCUUCGUGUUCGCGGUGUUUGCUUCGAUUUUCAUGCGUACGGGGUCCACGACCGAGCGUGCGAGAAAUUCAGUAUAUCGUCUGGCAACACGGUGGCUCGAUUUCGGCUUGGAGCCGCCGCAGGGGUGAUAUGAUAUGUCGGUGCCGGUGGAAUUUCGCAUGAUUCGAUGCCGGUGACGAUGACAAAGUUUCUUUGAAUUUCGAUCGCAUAGAAUGUGAACGAUUCGGCGACAAGCACGCGCGAACUAUCGAUCAAUUCCUCGACGCAUUGUAAAUAGAAGAUAUAAUGUUCAAUCGAUACCACGAAUAACUGUUCUCGCGAACGCUCGAAAAUUUCUUUCAAUCGUAAUCACGCGAAUCGUAAAGUCUCGGGAUGCGAAGAAUUACGGUCGUUGAAAUGUAUCGACGAACAUCGACGAUCGAGAAUCGUGCACGACGAGGACGCGUCUGAUGACGAAAAUCCACGGAUCCUUGCGACGAGUCGUCCGAUACGAAUCGUAUGGCGCUUCUGGUCAGUGAUUACGGUUCGAGAAAGGCGAAUCUGUCGGAGAGCGUCUAUCGAAGCGGUGAAGAGCGAUUCGCAAAGUCAAAGAUACGCGCACGAGUUUCCAUUGGAGAUAUACGUUUCGCGGAGCAAAGGAAAAGGUUCGAUGGAGCGAAGUGGUCAAACUUGGUCGGCCCGGUGCCAAUAACUUCCGGUUAGGAGGUAGACAGUUUUCGCACGAUGCGUUUGCCCUCGUGCACGAUAGAUUAUAAAAUUAGACGUUCGAAAGCUCGCACGAAGGUAAAAGGAGCACAUCGUUUCCAUGCGGUAAAGAAGGUGGAGACACUGGCUGGUGGUAACGAGCGAAGGGUCAAGCGACGAAGGGAAUUAAUACGAGUUGGAUGAAUAAUUCCCAGGGGGGUAGACAGCUGUGCGUGGUCGGAAGUGACGUCAGACGGUGGGUUCAUAGUUCCUCUUAUUUUUCUCAUUCGUGCGUCGUGGCCGUGCCGAGGGGUGCGUUCUCGUGACGAACGAAACCACCCGAACAAAGAGAAUAGAAAAAAAUAGACCCAAGACACCAACCGGAGGGGGUCGGUCAUCAUACCGCUCAUAUCGUCGCCAAGCGAAUUGCAUCGCAAUUUCUAGUCCGCUGCAUUUACAUCGAGUCUUUUUUUUUUUUUUUUCUUCUCGACAAAAUAUUUUUAGACGAUCGAUUUUAUUUCGAACCGCACGUGUGCCGAGUCUUCACGCUCCGGUGUUUUGGGAUCGAGAAACAUCCCGUCGAGUGGUUUCUAACGAGUCCGACGCUGCGCACUCGUCGAGGGCCCGUCCGUCGGGAACACGUUUGGCCACGUUUCGAGAGAGAGACAUAAUUUUCGAACUUCGUCGCACUGGAAUAAAACAGAAAAAGAAAAGAAGCAUUUCACGCAUUCAUAUUUCGACACAGACGAGAACGAGACUGAAAGUAUCGCGUUAAUUAGUCGAUUAAUUUAUUUAAAAUAAAAGAAAAAAGAAAAGAAAGGAAAGAAACAUAGAACCACGAUCGUCGCGAAGCGUCCGUUCGACGGCAGAUGAAGCUUCGCACCAUCCCACGAUAAAUCGACCGUGGAUCCGCGAAGUCUAGAAAAUUUCUACGAGACGAGCUACGUAUAACGAUUCUGCUCGGCUAGCGUUAACCAUAAUGAACCAACAUGUUUUAUAUCCAAACGACAAUACAUUGUAACGCGUCAGAGAAUAUCGCUAGCGUGGGAAUAAAGAGACGUUGAGAGGGCACAAUCACAUAUUUGCGAUCGAUGGGUCCGAUUGUUCCUUAUCUUAUCUGUACGAGUAAUCGUCGAACGGUCGCGAUGACAAACACCGAGGUAUCGUAGAAGACGGAAGUGGAUCUCUCGGAGGUAAACUCUGUUCGAAAAGAAGGACGAGUAAACCACACGCUUCUAAAUCACCGUCAAAUGGACACAAAUGACUAGCUUAACGAUAUCGGCAAGCACAAUCGAGAUGCCCCUGUCAAGACCGAAUUCGUUCGUACCCGCGAGCACGAUGCUGACGCAGACGUACAUCUCGUCGAACGAGAACAAUCAUCUGCCACCGUUGAAGGCCAACAAGCCCUUCACGCCGUUGGUCCUGAAGCAGCCCACCAGCGAGUCGUCGCCUAGUCACUUGGCUCAUCCCGGUCACAUGGUCGGCACUCACCUGCCAAGCUUGAGCUCGAGCGCCAACAACAGCCUGCUGAGCCUGAUCGGGAACUCGGACAGCCUGAACCUCAGCCUGGGCUCGUACACCAGUCACAAUUCGAGCCACAAUUCGAGUCAAAAUUCCAGUCACAAUUCCAGUCACAACUCGCACACGCAGCCCAACAGUCAGACGAGCACCGCCCUGGUGAAGAACGGCCGCGCUGACGGCAGUUCCAGCGGCACCGCUAGCGGCAAAGCGAGGAGACUCGCCAUCACUCCUGAGGUGGCGUUGAAGUUAUUCUCGGACAAGCUCACUCCUUACGAGCACACCGAGGUCUUCGCCUACCCGCAGAUAUACUUCAUCGGGUCGAACGCGAAGAAAAGGCCGGGCAUCAUCGGCCGACCGAACAACAACGACUACGACAACGAUCAGGGUUCCUACAUCCACGUGACCCAUGAUCACGUGGCCUACAGGUACGAGGUGCUCAGGGUGAUCGGCAAGGGUUCGUUCGGUCAAGUGGUGAAAGCGUACGAUCACAAGAUGCUGGAACUGGUCGCGUUGAAGAUGGUCAGGAACGAGAAGAGGUUCCAUCGUCAGGCUCAGGAGGAGAUCAGGAUAUUGAGGAAGCUUCGGGAACAGGACAAGAACGACACGAUGAAUAUUAUACACAUGUUCGACUCGUUCACGUUCCGUUUCCAUACGUGCAUCACCUUCGAAUUGCUCAGUAUGAACCUGUACGAGCUGAUCAAGAAGAACAAGUUCCAGGGCUUCAGCAUGCAGCUCGUCAGGAGGUUCGCGCACUCGUUGCUUCAGUGCCUCGACGCUCUCUACAAGAACAAAAUCAUUCACUGCGACAUGAAGCCGGAGAACGUUCUUUUGAAGCAACAGAGACGGAGCGGCAUCAAGGUGAUCGACUUCGGUUCCAGCUGCUACGAGAACCAGCGCGUGUACACCUACAUUCAGAGUCGGUUCUACCGCGCCCCAGAGGUGAUCCUCGGCGCGAAGUACGGUAUGCCGAUCGACAUGUGGAGCCUCGGAUGCAUAAUCGUCGAGCUGGUGACGGGUUUCCCUCUGUUGCCCGGCGAGGACGAGGCGGAUCAGCUGGCCUGCAUAAUCGAGCUGCUGGGCAUGCCGCCGCCUCGGUUGCUGGAAUCCGCGAAACGGUCCAGACAGUUCAUCAGCUCGAAAGGUUAUCCGCGGUAUUGCACCACCGUAACGAUGCCGAACAACUCGAUCCUAUUGAGCGGCGGUUACUCCAGAAAAGGUAAGCGCCGCGGACCACCCGGCUCCAAGAAUCUUCGACGGGUGUUGAAGGACUGCAAAGACGUGCACUUCCUCGACUUCAUCGACCGCUGCCUGGAGUGGGACCCCGACCAGAGGAUGACGCCCAGCACAGCCCUGAAGCACGACUGGCUGCGUCGCAGGUUACCAGAGCCACCCGAGAUGACCAACAACAACGCUCUUCCAGCGGUUCCGGAGGCUGUCGCGCCCCCAGCUUCCGCCACCAGGUUGCGUAUCUCGGGUUCGGGCAGCAGGAGCUCGAGCAAGUCGAACAACGCCGCGCAGACGAAUAACGCCGAGCCCACGAACAAGUCAGGUACGGCGGUGACGACGAAUCACCAAGCGGCCGUCAGCAAUCAUCAGCCGCUGAACUCUGGUGCCGGUGGUGGUGUUGGUGGUGGUGGUGGCGGUGGCAGCGGUAGUACUAGUGGUGAGCAGCCACACGGCCAUCAAUUGCAGGGACAACAGCACAAUAACGGUUCGCGCGGCUCCCAUGGAUCGCACGGAUCCUCGCACGAUAGUCACAGCUCUCACGGCUCCUCGAGCGGAUCGAGCAGGCUGGUGAUCAGGAGUAUCAAGGACCUCCCCGAAGAGCUGAGACGAUUCAAAUGAAACACGAGGCCACCCUUUCUCGGUUCCGACGCGCUCGGUAUCGUCAUGUCGUUUUCGUUGCUGGUCCCCACGCAACAACGCUACGCCACGGUGGGAAGCGAUCGUCGAGGAUUGACCGACGGCGCCUUCUGCGUGUGGUAACGUUGCUCGACGAGGUUUGCUCAGAGUUGAACGAGAGAGGGUGGCCUCGGCGUCAACCUCGGUUAUUACUGUGAUCUAAGCGAUACGUUACUGAAACGCUGCUAACGAGGGACUAGAGCUCGGUCGCGAUACCCUCGAAAUCAACACGGUACCCUACGCUUCUGCCACGCGUUGUGCGCCGAUCCGUUCGUCCGACAUCCUCGUCGACCGUUGUUCGUUGAGUAAUCGAGGUCCCGUAACAGAGGAAUCGACUUGGGAAAUUUUGACUUUCCCCAACAAGUACCCAACUUCAUCGAACGCUGUCACACUCUCGAGCAUCCUAGCUGCCCUGGACGAGGCAGGAGGGUUGGAUGACUUCCUUUGGAUAGAACACCCGGCAAAUCUUCCGAGUCGAUUCUUUCCAUUGCCUUACCUCGAUAGACGUUGCAUGCGACGAUUAAUAAUUUUGCGGUCGACCCAAGAUCGGAUUUGCGUGACGUCUGUGCACCCGUUGCUCGUCGCGUCCUAGUAUCGAGGUUAUUGUGCCGAGGGAAGCCGAGAACCAAAGAUUUGCGCAACGUCGAUGAAUCGAUUUCUCCGGUAGGCGAAGAAGGGUUAUUCGGUUGACGGGGGCUGACAGGACGACCGCGAUGAAGCCUGAUUUGGGACGUCAACGCGUUAACCAACGUCUCGCGCACGCGCGACGCGAGCCUCUCGAGCGAGCAGGAAUCUAAUAAUCAAAGGGCAUGUGCCUCGCUGAAUAGAGUCAUCUGGCCUUUUUAGGUCAGAGGAUCUCCCCCUUCGUGACGCUAUCGAUAUCGAGCAGAAGAGAACGUUGAUUUUCCGUUCCGACCGAACAAGUACUUGUUAUCGAUCAAAGGAAGCCCAAGUUGUCUUUCGAUUCGAGCGGAGUAGACUGAAGCGAUCUCCCGGAGUGAAUAAAUUCCCUAUAAAAACGCUCGAGCCGCGACAUUGUAGAAUCGACGGGAACGCCGUCGAUCGAUGCGCGACUACUUGCUUUUAUUAUCUCUCUCUUUUUUUUUUUUUUGUUACGUUUCGAAUAAGUAUUUUAGCCGCGUCAAUUUGUAAAUUAACCAACGACGGACUUCGAGAAACGGGAAUAAUCGAAGUCGAUCGGUUCGGGGUAUCCCUGCGAUCGUGCCUCUUCCGCGUUGAAGUAGACUGUACAGAGGAAUUGAAACUGAAUCCAACUCUGUCGAUUUGAGAGGUAUACGCUAUGCGCAAUUAGUCAUUUAUACGAGUCGAACUAAACGGUCUGUCUUUAGGUUCGAUAAAAAAGACACGGUUGGAUAGUUAACCUUUUGAACCUUGUCUUUCUCGUUCUGGGCAUGACUAGAUUAAUCGUGUUUUCUUUUAAAGUCUUCUGAUUCGUACUUCUCUCUCUUUUUUUUUAUUUUUAUUUUAAAUUGUUAUCCACGUAGUUUUUAAGUUUCGACCAAGUUCUCGCGUGUAAAUACUCAAGGACUGUCUUGCAUUUUAACACUGCCUUUCUUUCGUUUUUGUAUUUUUAUUGUUUUUUUUUAUCGUUCCUUCGCAACUUCACUGCCCACUGGCAUUUACGAUUCGAUUUACAAUGGAAGGGAAGGCAAUCGUAGCGGAGAAAUAACGUGGAUGCCUCUAGAUGCAAUUCAGAUUCGGUGAUGAGAAUGUUUGACGAAGCUUAUUUUACUGUUGAUCAGGAUCUCGCGCGAUACAAACCGACCACUGAUAACAUUAUUAUCACGCAGACGGGAUUUACGGACGAGGAGCCGGAUUUCUCUCGUAUCGUGAACAUUCUUCAGGGGUAUGCUUUAUGGCUCGUUGCAGUAAAACGCAGGCAUAGACUCGAGUGUCUUCGUUGCGUUUGAAUUGACGAAGUGAAAGCAAUCGAAGAUUCACGACUUGGAGGCUAAAGGGAAGAGGGAAUUCUGAAAAUUACCUUUUUCUUUAUAUCCAAGCUAUGCAACAGCUGGAUUCAACGCUGUGCGUAGGCAGUCGCAAGGGUAUAUCAAUUUGACAGAAACAAAAUUAGAGAGUUCUUAUAAUCUUAUAGGUAUGAAAAUCUCCCUCGAUCCAUGUUUGAACACGUUCCAAAAAUAUAAAUAUUUAAUAAUCUCUUGAGCAAAAUUCAAAAAAUAUAAACCUUUCGUCUCCGUUUGUAAAUCCAACCCCAACGGAGACACUCGAGUGUAUAAUUCGAGACGCCUCUGUCCACGGGAGAUUUCAGUAAAUAUCUUGGAAUUCAGAAAACGAUACUCCAAGAAAGUAGAAAACAGCGUAUCCUCGCGUCGGACCAAACGACUCGAUGAAAUUUUCCCUCGGCAUUUUCCGUUCCCCGUAGCGCAGUGUUGGGCAAAAUGUAAUCCAUGGUUGCGAUCACGAUAACACCUCGAGUUACGCGAAUUUACAGACACCUGUCCAUCCUCCUAUAUCCUCGUACGUACUUUGUGUAUGCGUAUACAUAUACAUAUACGCAUAUGGAAGAAAGUUUUCUCCAAUUUCUCUCUUUUGCUGGAAGGAUUGCAGGUCUGUUCAACUGCAAUUUGCUUCUGUAACAAAAAUUGCACGCGAAAUCUAUCGUAGGGAGGAAAGAAAAAGGCUGACAGGAAUUGUUAGACGUAAGACUGAUGGUUCUCAAAGCCAAGACUGAUAUUUAUUCUUCCCUACGAUACAUUGUAGAUUUUUUAUCUUAAAUGUGGAUGAUACGGUACAGUAGAACCUCACUUAUUCGAUUACUAGUUCAGAUAAUAGAGGUCCACUAGCUAUCCCCUCCGUGAUAGUUUAGGUAAUAGAAGUUAGAGGCUGCUAGAGGGUGCUGAGUUCAGGUACGGAGGGUUAGGGACUACUGAGCUCGGCUGCAGGAGACUAGAGACUACUAAGCUUAGAUACGGAGGACUAGAGGUCACUGAGCUCAACUACGGGGUACUAGAGGAUACUAAGAUCAGCUACGAGUUCCCAUAUCCGAGGUCGAGCAUAAUUUUGUUCGUAUAAAUAAACGAGGCGCGGAUAAACGAGGUUCUACUGCACCUAAAUCUAAACCACUACUAGCGAAUGUGCCCGUCACAGUAAUCUGUGGAAGUUACAAUGCUAUUUGUUAACUUCUUCGUCUCGUAAACAGAUAACUUCGUAAUGAUCCACAUCUCAAAAGGAUAUUUCCAAACGAUUCAAUCUCCCCUCACCUUGUAUCACCUUAUAUUUACAUUCAACCGCGCAAGUCGAGGAUUUACUUUUCCACCUAAUCAGCACUGACGAUGAAAAGAUCGUCGAAUCGCCAGACACGAUCAUCUCCGAUAGAUUACAACUUACAGAUUUUUGUUUGCAGAUUAAAAAUUGUACCGGUUAAUCUGCCAACUAUGAGCGAUCGUUGCUAAGGUAAUCGCUAGACCACGGAUUUUAUGCAUUUAUGACGUGCAAUAAAAUAGAAAACAUACAUAAAUUAUACACAAUGUGUGUCGAAUAUAUUCUAUAAUUAUUAUGAUAAUGUUAUUUCGUUUCGCAUAACGUCUCGCAUACCUUCUGGUUACGUUUAACAUGUAUUUAUUACAUUAGUUUGUAUCGUGAAUGCAAAAGAUCCGCUGUAAUUACAAAGGUGUCGCGUUGCGGCGACAAAGGAAUCGGUAUCGUAGUCACAAAGGAAUCCAUCGCCCAACUCUGCCCGCGACUCGUCGAACGGAGGAACGGAAUUCGGUUUGUAAUCCAUUACCGUCGCGAUUGCACAACUCCUGUUGCGUUAGCAGGCUUUGACAGGGGUUUCGACGAACGUCGAAUAAACAAAGACUGGCGAAGCAUCGACGUGCGCGAAUCUUCGCGGAGCGGGUGUUGCGCCGUUGCAUCCUCGCUGAGCGGCGACCCUGGCACAAGUGAAUUCAUGCUAAUUUUAGUUAGACAGAACGAACCGGAGCCGCGUAAAAGGAGCAUUACGGAUGUUGACGGAAGGUCGCGGGAGAACGCGAGACGCGGAUGAGCCAACGAUCAAAGAGAACCACGGUUAGGGAACGGGCGGUUAGAGGACGCGAUCAGGUGGUAGAGAAAAAGCAAAGAGGGAGGAAAGAGGCGACGAGACCAGCAACGACAUCGGACGAUCCCAAACGAAGAAGUCGAGAAACUUGAAAGCGAAACCGAGAGAAGCUGCGAGGGGAGUUUAUUAGAAAUCGUGAUACUGAACAGGAUAUCUUGUGAUAUGGAAUUUAGGUGUAUUUGGGGUUCGCAUCGGUGAACAUAGAUAAAUAUAUAUAUAAGUAUAAAUAUAAAUAUGAAGUGCGUAUAUAUAUAUGAUUAUGUUAUGUUGUAACGCUAACUAAAACGCCACGGAUUAUAAGAGCACAUGCGUAGUGAGAUGUAGCUAAUAUGCGUUAUGAGGAGCGAGAAAGAACAACGGGUUCGUGAAACGUUUGCACGGUGUAUAAUGGUUGUCUUUCACGAUUCCUGUUCUCCGUUCUUACUUUUCUUUUUCUUUUUGUCUUUUCCUUUCUUUUCGUUUUUGUGAUUAUUAACGUUCUCGUUCGAAUCCUUCGUUUCGGAGACUUGUACAACCGCGAUCGUGCUGGCCGUUUACCGAUUCAUUUCUUGAAGAAAGAAUGAUCGUCGCAUGUGGUGGGGGGCAAUUUUUCGAUACAACUACCGUACGUCGAUUCAUUCGGAGAUGAACACACUUACUCGAAUAAAAAAUAUCUGAUGGCGAACAAAAGAUAAACCAUCUCUGAACAACUUUUUGAGUAAAUAAUUCUUUCUCUAGAUUCUUUUCUACUAAUGCAAAAGGAUCAAACAAAUUAGUACUAAUUUCACAAACACAAGUUUCUUCUUUUAGUGCUUAACUUGACGCAUUUACUUUAAUUUAGCACCUCGUUUAAUCGAAUACCAUUCGUACCGCUCUACAGAGUAAAUUUAUUCGUCAUUUGUUAUUCGAAUAAAAUUGUGCUCAUCUCUCUUGUACACACUUGUUUCCGGUGUAUCGCAUCGAAGGCUCGCCCUCCUGGUCGAAGAAGAAACAGAAAACGAGCGCCGUCGAUCGAUCUUUAGAUCCAAGAUCGAUCGUUAAAUACCACUGCCAAUAUAAUACCUUUCCUAAAAUAUUUCGGCUCUCGUUUUCACGCAAGGUACAAGCGACGUCGCAUUGUAUUAUUUACAAACCUAGUCUCCCCCCAAUCUCUGACGAAAUUUUAAUAAUUCGCGUUGCGCUCGCAUGAUAUUAUAUACCCGUCGAAAUGCGUUUAUCUACGUGUGUCGUGGUGUCCUUCCUGUUUUUGUUUCUUUAUUUUAUGCAAAACGGACACACACACACACACACAUACACACACAUACACGCAGGGAACGUUUGAAAGUGGGAAGACCUCUUAUCGGUCACUCUGCUUCAACUGUGAUUAACGUUGCGACAGGUUCGUUGCUUGUCCGUGCAAACUUCGGCUCAAAAGACUAUCUUUGUGUGCGCACCCGUUUGACGGAUCUCGAGGAAGAUUGCGCGCGGAAAAUUGAUUCAGGCCUGAUACACGAGUAAGCGAUUAUCGAUCCUCAUCUUUUUCUUUUUUUCUCUCGCUUAGUUUCUUUGUUUUUCCUUUUCCUUUUUCCUUUCUAGCGCUUUUUACCCGCUCAUGCAACGCGACCCGGCGUCGAUCAGGUUUAAGCGAUAGACUCCGAGCUUGUAAACGCACGGGCAGGAUAUGAGGGCAGGUUUCAAGGCCGUGGCUUUAACUCAAGGCGUAAGAAACUGCGUUCCGAUUAUCUGGAAGACGCGCGAGGAUUCCUCAUCGCGAUGAAAACGUUAUCGGAAAGGGAAAGUAUCGCGGUACAGUUUUCGUUGCGUGCUUCCCUCUGGUCUAAGGUGUACUAUCGAUUAUUAUAUCGGAAAUAGCGGGGUGGCAUUUUCAAUUUGAAUGGGCCAGGUGGACAGCGCGAGCAUUGUCGUUAGACUGCGGAUGUUUAAGGGCGUUUAUUAAUUACGUAAAGACAAUUUUGGCUAAUUUCAACCCCCUUCAUGUAAGGACGCGUAAGAAUCUCCUCUUCUCCCUCAUCUUAAAUGCCUUUAGAAAAGGUUCAGUUACGCUAAAACACAUUAUUAUUUGACAUCAAUCGAAGAUUCUUGUUUUAAUAAUAUUGGGUUUGUCCGGAAAGUCCAUGUCGAUUUUUGGUAGGUAGUACAGGUCUGGUUGUGGAACAAAAUGGCAUCUAUGUAAUUCAAUAAAUAUAUAUUAAAAUUCAAACGUGUUUUUGAAUUUUUCUUAGAAAUUGACACGAACUUUCUGGACAACCUAAUAAUAACAACAGUAAUGUAUUACGUGAGAAUGAUUUUCACCCCUUCACCUAUUAAUUACGUAAUUAACGAAUGACCCCUUAUGCAUUUAUGCCAAAUGAAAGUAUGAGGAUUCAUAAGAAUGUGGACACGCGCAAAAUUGUAUAAAAUAUCAUCAUUAAUACACGUGUUAUACCAUUUAGAAAAUAAGAUGUACCGUCAUUUAAAUUUAUAUUCUUCUUCUGUGUCUGUGAAAUUGCGAAUGCGAACGAAUGUCCGCAGUCUACUCGUUACGAAUAGCACACGUCUCGAUUUCUGGUUCAGGUUCCAAACAGUACGCACGAACGUAAUCUAAAAUCUGUACUCGUGUGUCGCCGCCAUCCCCCCCCCCCCCCCCCCUGAGAAACGUAUGCCACGAAUCAUAGCGCAACCCCAACGUUUCAGCCACCAACCAUUUAGUUAGAAAGCGUACGAAAAUGUCCAUCAACCCGCGAACGAACUAUUUUCUACGUUGUAACCGCCAAUUUCUUACACACGAGACUUUCCAGGAAUUAUUUAUAUCGAAUUCCUGGAUCGCGUUAGGCAAUAGUGGGUCAAAGCGACGAGUUCGUUGAUCCAACGUUCCCGCAGCGAACGAGACUGUAAAAUGCUAAUGGGGAAGGACGAGACGAGAGAGGGAUGUAGCGCCGCGGAAGAGAGGGCUUAGAUACUGCGCUGUUUCAAUAUAUAUUUCUGUAUAUUUGUAACUCGUGAGCGUUUGUACGGUAAUUAAGGAGUUCGUAAUUAAUCUCCAAGGACGCAGAUUUAUUGGUCGGAUCGACGUGGCGCGGUAGCCUCAGGUUCGUUGAACGCGACCGCCCCGUUCCGUGACCUUCCUUCCCUCUUUCCGAUCUCGACAAUUCCGACUGCAUCGAUCCCUCCUCUCUAGCUCCGUCUCUCCUUAGACGCCCCGAUGAUUUUAAAAGCCAAACACGAAGGAAUCGGCCCGUCUCUGCCCAAUUGCCUUGUCAACUUUCGAUUACAGUGAUCCCUCGAUACGACGACGGACCUCCUCGAUAUAACGCCACCGACUUUGAUGCCAUUGUUCGUCUUCAACCGCGUAUGUGGACUUUGCAUUGAACUCCCGAAGUAAGAAACGAAGCACGAGUCGAGUGUUCUUAAGGCUACAAAAGUGUAAGUGACGUAUGAAAAUUGUAUGGUAGUGAUUAUGUAGCGAAGGGAGAGCUCUAUCGCAAUUAUCGCGCACCUGGUUAUAUAGGUGCAGUAGAACCUCAUUUAUCUGGGGACAAGACAGGUUUGAUAAAGUAAGUGUUCGGAUGAUAGAGGUCCACUAGCUAAGCCCUUCGUGAGCCCUUCAUCACGGACCUCCACGCUCGACCGUGGCUCAGGUGAUAGAAGUUAAGGGGUACUAGAGGAUACUAGUCGGAAAUGAUCGACUUAGACUUCAUCGACACUAGUUUUGACCGACACCAAUUGCCACUAAUAUUGAUCGUGAUGUACAUUAUCUACGUGGAGAAUUACAUACAUUGUAGUAGAUAAAUCUUUGAAUUGAACGCAUAGGAUGUGUAUCGCGUCGAUGAUAAUAUUCAAUGUCAUCGAUAUUGGUGUCGGUGAAGUUUGUUUCGGUGAUUCCUAUGGGACCCAGUCCCCCAGACCAACAUCUUCCAUGCUAAUCCGUGCAACGUUGAACACAUCUACGACAAAAAUGCGUAUAGUUAUGAAAACGAAGCUUGAUUUCUUUUUUAUUCGACGAUAUCUAAACGAAAUAAAUUCAAUAAGGGUCCUUACGAGUUUGUAUAUCCAAAGCUAAGUAUGAUUUUGCUCUUCUAAACGAGGUUCUACUGUACGUAUCUAUCCCACGUGUCUAUCCCACGGAUCGAGAUAAAAAAUAAAUCGAUUCCCCGAAAGUAGAGUUGCUUAUCUCGAUGAAUUGCUUAUCCUCGAUGUAACGCGAGUAGGUUCGUUUAGCGACGUCGUAUAGAGGGAUUAUUGCGUUUCGAAUUUGCGAGACAAGCCGUCGGGUCGACGUGAAACACGCCCGAAGCCGAGGUCGACGAGAGGAAAGGAAGUUGACAAUGAUUAGUAUCGUUAAGGAAAUAGCGGUAAUCGAUUUAAGUCGUAAUAGAUAAGGGACAAGGAUAGUUAACGGAGACGGUUUCGCGGCUAACGAAGACGAAACGAGUUGAACGGGCAAGAAAAGGCGGAGAAAGUUCGAAAAACAAGGAACAAGCGAAAACGAAAGUCGAACGCCGCAGGAUUGCCUGCUGGACUUCGGGUUUUUUUUUCCUCUCUUUUUUGGUUUCGGUAAUCCCGAGCGCAUUUCGGUGUGUACUUGUUUCAGGGUUUGGGCGUGAAUCAACGAAUUAAUUCGUUAAAUUAAUAGUGAACUUUAAUUUAAUCGAAUUAAUUAAAUUUAUUUGACGGUUGGAGAAAUUGGUCUUGAAAAUUUACUUUGGAAACUCGACAAAGUAAUAAAGUUUAUAACUUUAUUAUUCCUUCAAGCAUCCAAAUAAAUCGCUGAAUCCACAUCGCCGAUUAACACUAAACCAACCAUAGAUAAAAUGGCUGGUCUUAAAGACACUUUUUUUUCGAUCGAAUGCAAAAAUAUUGAAUUGAAUAAUACAUACAUGAAUUGUACGCAAGAACAGUACACAAAAAUUUGGAGAAAGUCGCUUGACCCCUACCGGUAGGUUUUGUGUUAAUUUAAUCAAGGAUUGAGCCCAGCGACUAAUGAUCGCAUCGACUCAUUUAGAUUAACGAUUAUUAAUUUUAAUCGAGUUCCUUGAUUAAGAGUUGGCCAACGCUGAUUUAUCCAAUUCGUUCCGCCUCUUCGUGUGGAAGAAACGAUCAAUUGAUCGCCAAUGUGGCAUAUCACGACUUUUAUUUCGCGUCCAACGAAGCGUGCGCUUUUAUUCGCUACGAAAGGUGCUCCUCCGCGUGUUUCAUUCGCCCGAGCGAUACGCGUUCGAAUUCGCCCUCGCGGUCAAAUUGAUUUCCUGAAACGAAGAAGACCCCGAGAUGUCGCAGGGGAAACUAUGGCCAAGUUAACGCUUUUAGUCAUCCCGAAAUGACAAGACUCCAUUAAGGAACUAAAAUUAAUUACGACGGUGAAGCGUUAAUACUACGUUAAAUAGUUCGAUACUGCGACCAAUAUUAGGCUAUCUAAUUUUCAAUUGUCUCGAGACCAAAUUUUAGCUUUGUGGAAAUAUUCACGAGUUUUAGUUUGGCAGCCAAUGCGUUAAGGAUGCAUCCCCGGUCAGAAUUUCGAAUUUUAACGAAAGCAUGAGAUUUUUUUUCUAGAAGACUAGAAAUAUUUUUUAAUUUAAUUGACCACCCUUAACACUUUACCUACCUGUGGCAAUUCAAUAUAUAAUUAAAUUGAAUAAUAUUUUCUAUUUUCACAACAUCGGGGUACUACACAAUAUUUAUUUUACCUACUAGAAUUUUUCCCAGGUUAAUAUUGAUAAUACAUCGAAUAAUAUAACAUACGAUGUUAUCUCGGUAAUAGAUAACAAAGUAUCGAUUAAUUGGCUGCCAGUAGGUAAAGUGUUAAUAAAUAAACAUUGGUCGAUAUUUAAAAAAGAAGUCAUUCGAAAAUGAACCUCCUGUGAACAGUCUUACUGUACCAUAUCAGUCUCGAAUGUGUUUAAGUUAUUCCCGUUAAUUCUUUCGUUUUCUUUAUUUGAAUACACGGAUAUUCGAAUAACGAUGAUCGAAUAUUUAAAUGAUCCGGAUGUAUUUGCAGCGCUCGAACACCCGUCGAGUAUUCGCAUAUUAAAUUAUUCGCUCCGGCUCUGGUUCGCGAUCGAUCGUCGUGCGAACGAGAGGUUUCCAUAUCGAAACGAAAAAACAAAGAAAAAAGGCGAGAAACUAUCGAUAAAAGCUGCCGUGAACCCUUUGCGGUCCUAGGUCGAGCGAGACUCGACGGAAAUGUACGGAAAUUAGAGAACCGGGACCACGGAGGGUAAAAUUUUCGCAAUUGCUCGGACAAUGAUAUUUGUACGAUGAAAUCGAAGCACUGUAAAAAGUUAUGUACACGCCCCUCAUGCAUACAAUAACACUGUGCGCAUUCACACGGACACGUAACCCCGAUUUUGCGAUACUCGUUUCUGCACGCACCUCUUGUACCCACGGACCGUUUUCAGGAAGCAGGAUGCGUUUCCUUGUAUUUUUAUUUCCCCCCCUUUUUUUUUUGUAUCGAGUUCGCCUGUAGUCGACUAACUCGCUUUAAGGCCUUUUCUAUAUAUUUUCUAAUCGCAUAUUGUCGCUGCAACAGCGAGAGAGAAUAGCAGAAGGAAAGAGAGAGAGAGAGAGAGAAAGGGAUAAUAAUUGUCUUUCAUGCGUCCUGAUAUUUUUACUCCGUCAUCCUUCACGCGCAUAAAUUGUAUUAUAAUUCCUUGAUUCGUGCAUUUCGUCAUUCGUUGCAUCUAAUUUUAAUCCAUCGACUUUUAGCGAUAUUUACAUACGUACGUAUAUAUACACCCCCAUGAGCGUCUGUAUUCGAUCAUGUACCUCGAUUUGUAUAUAGAUAUAUAUAUAUAUAUAUAAAGGAAGAAAAAAGAUUUGACCCCGAGGGGGGACCGUUUUAUUAAAGCGA